AUGGUGUACAAACUUCUGCUGCUCAUCGCUUGUCUCAUCUCACCUCGGCUGUCCUAUGCCACAACUUCUAAAACAAAAACUCAAGUGAAGAACAACUCCGGUGUGACACCAGCUGGCCAGUGUGGGACUUGGAUAAAGGAACCUGAUGGAGGUUACUUCACCUCACCCAACUAUCCUGAGAAGUACCCGCCUGACAAGGAAUGCAUAUACAUUAUCGAAGCUUCUCCACGGCAGUGCAUCGACCUGUUCUUCGAUGACAAGUACUCCAUUGAGCCGUCCUGGGAAUGUAAAUUUGACCACAUUGAAGUCCGCGACGGGCCUUUUGGUUUCUCACCCAUCAUCGGCCGCUACUGUGGGCAGGAAAGCCCCGCGUACGUCCGCUCCAGUGGGAGGUACCUGUACAUCAAGUUUGUAGCUGAUGGAGAACUGGAGGCCAUUGGCUUCUCUGCCCGAUACAACUUCACACAAGAUCCUGAAUUUAAAGAGCUUGGGGACCUGCCAGCUCUUCCAUUUUGUGAGUUUGAGCUGAGUGGAUCAGAAGGCUUUGUGGAAUCACUGCAGAUCUCAAGAGAGGGCCGAGCACAGUACACUGAAGCUGUGGACUGCAGGUGGCACAUCAGAGCUCCAAAGAAAGCCAAGAUCUACAUGCGCUUUCUGGAGUACGAGAUGCACAACUCCAACGAGUGCAAGCGGAACUUUGUGGCCAUCUACGACGGCAGCAGCUCCGUGGAGCACCUGAAGAACAAGUUCUGCUCCACGGUGGCCAACGACGUCAUGCUGGUGUCGUCGGUGGGCGUGGUGAGGCUGUGGGCAGACGAGGGGAGCAGGAAGAGCAGAUUUAAGAUUCUCUUCACAACUUUCCACGAACCUCCAUGUGAGGGAGACACUUUCUUCUGCCACAGCAACAUGUGCAUCAACCAGACUCUGGUCUGCAAUGGUGUCCAGAACUGUGUUUACCCAUGGGAUGAGAAUCACUGCAAAGAGAAGAGAAAAGCUAGCAUCCUGGAUACGCUGGACAACACUAAUCUCACCAUCAUCGGGGUGACGUGCGGUCUGGUUGUCAUCCUGCUCAUCAUCUCUGUCAUCAUCCAGGUCAAACAGCCUCGCAAGAAAUACAUCAUUCGAAGAGACGACUUCGACCCCGCCCUUCUCCACCCGGGCUUCGAGCCUCCUCACUACGAGCUCUGCACUCUCCGCCGCGCCCCGUCUGGAGACCUCACCGAUCCCGCGCUGGCUGAAGACUUUGACAAGUUCCACAAGCUCCGACGUGCGGAAAGCAAAUGCAUCCGCGACCACCACUGUGGGUCUCAGCAGGGGAGCGUGCACGGCAGCGUGCACGGCAGCCGCAGCAACCUGAGCAUGCGGGACGCCACCAUUGCGCCCGACGGCGCGGCCCUCGCGCCUCCGCUGCCGCCGAUGAUGGUGAGCCAGCAGUCGCCGCGCCUGUCUCACCACACCACGCCCACAGCUCGACGGAACAUCGUGGUGAUGAAACACAGCUACUCGCAGGACGCGGCGGAGGGCUACAGGGGGGAGGAGGACGACGACUUGAUGCUGGAUGACGGCCCCACCACCAGCCACCACCACAUGCACCACCAUCAGGUGCACCACGGCAUGUCAGGGCUGGACCACACUGUCCACCGCACGUUGUCCAAUGACUUCUAA
Molecule: messenger RNA, 1665 nt
Organism: Salarias fasciatus (jewelled blenny)
Lineage: Eukaryota; Metazoa; Chordata; Actinopteri; Blenniiformes; Blenniidae
Product: neuropilin and tolloid-like protein 1
Exons: 10
Coding region: 1-1665 (554 amino acids)
Biological process (GO): positive regulation of excitatory postsynaptic potential
Cellular component (GO): postsynaptic density
Molecular function (GO): ionotropic glutamate receptor binding
Source: RefSeq, a predicted model, not a curated record